AUGGCAGACUGCAGAACCUUUUGGAAAGGGGUCAACAAGGAGGAUCCAAAGCUCCACAGAAACCCCAUCCUGAUGCAGCAGAAGGAAGUCUUCAUGGGGGUGAACAGCUUUACCUUUGCAUAUGACUUUAUGCAUUGUGCUGAUAUUGGGUUCUCUGCUUCUGCAGUGGCAAAUGUCUUCUAUGACAUUUGCUACAAGCACUUGGACAAACUGAAAAAGAAAGACAGGAUCCAGAAGCUGAACCAAUUGGUUACUGAAGCAUACAUUGCCCUCAAUACACCCCAUGAUGUGAGGGUGAAGCGAUUGACUUGGUCAUCCUUCACUAAUGCAGAUGCACCCCACCAGCACUACCCAGGCUUGCUCCACAGUGCCAUCAAAGCCAAGCAGGUGGCAAGGCUUGUUCCAGUGGCUGCAAAGCUCUGUAAAGAUUUCCAUUCUGAUACCAUUUAUUGCAAGCAUAGGCUGUAUUGCUUACAAAGCCUUGAGAAGCUGUACAACAUCACACAUAAUGCUGCCAUGUUCCUGACCAAGCAGGAAAUCAAAGAUUACCAGGCAGCCACCUCCAGGUUUCUCAGACAUUAUGAAUGCUUGAGCAAGAUCAGUGCUGCUUCAACUGAGAAGGUUGGCCAGUAUCAGUGGAGCCAAAUUCCAAAGAUGCACUACCAAGAGCACAUCUCAGAAGAUUGCUGCUUCUUGAACCCAGAAAGGGCGAGCCAAAGAGUGCUCCCUUUCAAGCUCCGGGCGCAUCCCAAGAGCUCCGGCAUUCGAAAGCAGGUGCGACGCCUCCGGCAAGCUGUGGAGGAAGCCCUGAAGGAGUACCUGGGCGAGGAAAGCGAACAUGUGGAGAUUGCCAUCGAAGCCUCUUGGGCAAACGUGAACCCUGCAUGUGGCUUGAACGGUCCCCACGUCCAUCCCUUUGCGGCGCUUUCGGGUGCAUACUACGUGGACUGCGGCAGCAACGCUACGUCCCCAACGCCCUGUUCCAUCAACUUGAUGGAUCCCAGGCCUUCAGCUCCUAUGGCAGCCCUACCUGCAGAGGUGCGAGACGCUUUGGACUUCGGCAUUGAUUGGACCCUGUCCUUGUGGCCGGGAACCGUGUUGAUUUUCCCUUCCUGGCUGGGACAUUGGGUGCCUCCGAAUGCUGCACCACUGCAGCGCAUCACUAUCAGCUUCAAUGCAGGUCUCAAAGAGAAGAUGGCAAGGUCUGGAGUGGAUGUGUUUGGACACAGGUGA
Durusdinium trenchii is the source of this 1233-nucleotide messenger RNA. NCBI's taxonomy places the organism in Eukaryota, Dinophyceae, Suessiales, Symbiodiniaceae. The record is from the annotation of a GenBank genome assembly.